GUGUGAACAUCUCCUUUGAAAGGAAUGUUAUGGUCAGGUGGGCUGGGUGGGGUGAAACAGGGAGGGUAGAUGACCAGGAUAGGGAAAUGCUGGGGGAAAUGAAGCCAAAUGCCCAACAUCAAAGCUAGAGAAAUAAAGAACCACUGCCAAGUCCAAAGGUCAGGAGCAGAAUGGAAAAUCGGACACAGAGCCAAGGUCAGGAGCCAGCAGAACUGGAAAAAUGGAAACCAUCCAGCAACAAGACCAGGCCUGGCAAGACGACUGCUGAGAAUGAGCUGGCAGCAAGCCUAGCUUCACUGGCUCUCAACGGAGGCUCACACACAGAAGAGUCAUAGUGAAGACAGGGUCUGCUGGGUUUAAGUCAUGUUACCAAGGGAGACGAGGAGAAACCAGGGUUUCUUAACGCAGGGCCCAAACCCCUUGUGUUGUACACAAGACUGUGCAUUUGUGCAUGUUCUGAGGUUGUUAAAGGGAACAGCGCCCCCAAGGGUUAUUUUAAGGUUCGAAGCUGAUCAUCCAGCGAGGACAAUCCCUGCGGACUCCCCUCAGUCAGGGCAAACGCCCCCAAACAGCUGCAGGUCUCGGUCACCCUCCAAAGGGACAGAAUCCCCCUUGCCACUCGUGUCCCCAAGGGUUCAAGGCAGCGCUGCUGCCAUCGUAUUCCUCUGGGGAGCGCCAAGCCCCGGGUCUGAAAGACGCGUCAAUGCAUGUGUAGACGUAGUGCUGUCAGGGGUGAAGCUCUUGCGGGCACUUGGCUUGAGCCCUGGGAAUGGGAAAGAUCACAGCGAGCUGCGUUCGAGGAAUGAUCUAGAAGAAGCCUUCGUUCACUUCAUGGGGAAGGGAGCAGCUGCUGAACGCUUCUUCAGUGAUAAGGAAACUUUCCAUGACAUCGCCCAGAUUGCAUCAGAGUUCCCGGAAGCCCAGCACUAUGUAGGAGGAAAUGCAGCUUUAAUUGGACAGAAGUUUGCAGCCAACUCAGAUUUAAAGUUCUAGGUUAGAUGUUCCUUUCAGUAUUUCCUCCUCUGAGACCAGUAUUUGCUGUUAGUCACUGGAGAAGCUGACCCUGAGACCAGUCCAAUUGGAAAGUAUUCU
This is a messenger RNA of Odocoileus virginianus texanus, 1092 nucleotides long. Lineage: Eukaryota; Metazoa; Chordata; Mammalia; Artiodactyla; Cervidae. The record is from RefSeq and is a predicted model, not a curated record.